Miscanthus lutarioriparius is the source of this 4257-nucleotide messenger RNA. The record is from the annotation of a GenBank genome assembly. NCBI's taxonomy places the organism in Eukaryota, Viridiplantae, Streptophyta, Magnoliopsida, Poales, Poaceae.
AUGGAUGAUUGUAAGUGUAGCAGUGAUGAUACGCUGGAGCGCAUAUUACAAGAUCCCAAUUCAAUGCCAAGAGUUAUGCAAUUAGAAUAUUUGAAGAGGAUCACAGAUAAUUUCUCUGAUGAGCGAUUACUCGGUGAAGGGUGUAAACAGGGAGAGCUUCAAAAUGGGAAAAUGAUUGCCGUGAAGAAGUUUAAACAGUUAACAAAUCCAGAUAUUCAGCAGAAGCUGUUUGAGAAUGAGGUGCUUCCUCUUAUGCGUCUCAGGAACCCCAAUAUAAUAAUUAACAAAUGGGGAAACAGGUCGGCAGAAGCACUAUCAUCCGUAGAUUGCCAACAGAUAAGAAGUUGUCUUGAAAUAGGUAAAUGCUGCAUGAAAAGCGAACGAAAUGAAAGGCCAACUACGGGGGAAAUUAUGAAGAAGCUUGGUUUGGAAAGCAUAGAAUGCAGUCUCGACAGCGAGGAAGGGCCCCUUUGCAAAAAAACAAAAACAAGUUGCCACACGCCUCUUGAAAACCAGGAAGAAGAAAUUAUUAUGAAGAUUAAGGAGCACGUGGAGAAGUUGCGUGAGAAGAGCAGAGAAGUCCGUGACAAGAUUGAGCUUGCCAAGGGAAAUGGCAUGGUAGCAACAAACAAGAUCGAAACCUGGCUGGCUCGAGCAGAUACCAUCCUAUCUGACGCGAUGGCUGUCUGUGACUCCAAGCAAUCUGGGUUAAACUGGGAUACUAGAAUUGCCGCUGCGCAACUUUCUCAGCUCCGAGAAUGUCUCAGUGAUCAACCCAGUGAUAUUGCACAGCCGCCAUCUGCCCUUCAUAUUGAUGUCCAUGCUGCUCUACUGCCAAGUCAGGUGCUUUUUGUUGAACAAGCUCGCCAGCACAUCAUUGAGGAUACAGAGGGGAUGAUCGGAAUAUGGGGUCCAGUUGGUGUUGGGAAAACACUCCUUCUCAAGGCGAUCAACAAUUCAUUUGAAACAGGAAACUCCUUGAUUCCUAGUUCAUCAAACAGAAGGGACCCUCCAUUUGACUUUGUUAUCUAUAUGACGGCCUUAGAAGACUGUUCGGUGCAAAGUAUCCAAUCUGAAAUUAUUCAACGGCUCAAAAUGCAGGACCGCGGUGAUUCAUUAACCACUCAAGCCACCAGGAUAUCUAAAUUCCUUCAUGAUAAAAGUUUUCUUGUUUUGCUAGAUGGCCUUCACUACAAUCUGAACCUAGCAGAAGUUGGCCUACCACCCCUUGGAAAUCAAGGCCAAUGGAAGCGAAAAGUUGUAAUCACAACAAGAUCACGAAGCUUGUGUGAUCAGAUGCGUGUGAACAGAACUAUAAAUGUCCCCGGCCUAAAAAUUGAUGAAGCACUUGAGCUGUUCCAAGAAUGUAUUGGUAAUGAUAGUCUUUAUUCUGAACCCCGCAUCGGAGCACUUGCAAAAGAUCUCGUGGAGCAACUAAGAGCUCUACCAUCAGAACUGAUAAGAAUAGGCAGCGCAAUGCGCGGAAAAGGGGAACCAGGACAGUGGCAGAAUAUCAUUGGUGUUGCCAAGGAAUUGAUGCAUAUCAAGGAUCAAGAAGCAUCAUUGCUGACAGAAAGAAUUGUUAUUACAAAGCUUAAGCAAUGUUUGCAAAACUUGCGUGGGAGGAGAAAUGAUGUCAAUCACGAGAUUGAGCUUGGAAAGCGAGAGGGCAAGGUAGCAACAAAUCAGAUCAACAACUGGAUGGCUAGCGUGGAUACCAACAUCUCUGUUGGGAUGGUUAUCUGUGAAUCUGAGCAAAAUGAGUUAAACUGGGAUCUCAGUGUGAUUGCAGCUGGCAUGCUUCGUCGGCUCCAAGAAUGUCUCGGUGGUCAACCCAGCGUUGUUACAGUGGAAGCAUUGCCACCUUCCGUCCAAGAGAUGCCAUGUUCAUCCAUAGAGCAGCAGCCUUCCAGAGUUGAAAUAUUUGAAGAGGCUAUGGAGUAUAUUAAGGAUAGUUCAGUGGGUGUCAUUGGAAUCUGGGGGUUGGGCGGAGCGGGCAAGACCCAUCUUCUGACAAACAUCAACAAUGCUUUUCGUGGGGACUCAUUAUUUCGUUAUGUUAUCUUCGUUACGGCCUCCAAAGAGGGUUCAGUGGAAACAAUCCAAGACGAGAUUGGCAAGAAGCUCAAGUUACCGGAAGGCGAUGAUGUUAAAUCUCGAGCUGACAUAAUUUUGGACUUCCUGAAAACAAGAAAAUUUCUGAUACUAUUAGAUGACGUUUGGAAUCGGAUUGAUCUGGAAGCAGUGGGCAUACCGUAUCCCCUUGGAGGAAGCAAAGUGGUUCUCACAACAAGAUCAAAAACGGUGUGUGGUCAAAUGGACGUAAAAAAAGAGAUCAAUGUGGCAUGCUUGCCAGAUGACGAGGCCUGGCAGCUAUUUCAAGACAAGGUCGGACAGGGGACUCUAUCUUCUAGUCCUCGUAUUGAAGUUCUUGCAAAGGAACUUGUGGACGAACUGAAGGGCUUGCCAUUAGCUUUGAUAACUGUCGGAAGGGCAAUGUACGGCAAAAGUAAUCCGAAACAAUGGGAAUCUGCCAUUCAUUACAUGAAACAGUCAUGCUGUGACGGGGAUGAUCAGGACCUCCAUAUGGAAAAUGAUGUUUUCAGACGACUCAAGUUCAGUUAUGAUAGCCUAAGAAAUGAAACCUUGAGACAGUGUUUGUUGACUUGCUCACUAUGGCCAGAGGAUAAAGAGAUUUUGAUAGGGAACCUGAUACAAUGCUGGAUUGGCUUAGGUCUAGUUGACGAGUGUGAUAUACAUAGUUCCUACAGAAAAGCACAUUCUCUAAUAGGGGAACUUACAGCUGCAUGUUUGUUAUACAGUUGUGAUACUGUGUAUAGUGAUGAUUACAUUCUUAAUAGGGGAAUUUACACUUUUGCCCAUCAGGAAAUGCCAGUUAAAGGUGUUAAGAUGCAUGAUGUGAUCCGUGAUAUGGCUAUUUGGAUAUCUUGUGGCUGCAGUGACAACAAGGACAAGUGGGUAGUUCGUGCAGGAGUUGCUGCAAAUCUGACUAUACGCGCCAUUCCUUGGAGCAGAGCCGAAUGCAUCUCAUUAAUGUACAGUGAAAUCGAGGAGCUUCAUCCUGUUCCUCCGUUUACUUGCUCCACAAAUCUCAAGAGGCUGUACCUUAAAAAUAAUCGUUUGGAUGAGAGGAUAUUUGGUGCCAUUCAGAGUUUCACUGAGCUGACAUACCUAGAUCUAAGCGGGAACAACAUCAAGGAGAUAGCUGAAGAGUUAUUUGCCUUGGUAAACUUGGAGCAUCUGGAUUUGUCACGUAACAGAUACCUAUGGGCAGUUCCCAAACGCCUUAGAGAACUUACUAAGCUUAAAUUCUUAUAUCUAGCAGGCACAAGCAUAAAGGUGAUUCCGACGGAGGUCAUAUCCUGUCUUACAGAAUUGCAAGUGAUUGACAUAAUCUCUACUAAUGACAGAAUGAGAAUGAGAAUGACAAUUGAUUAUAAGUCUAAAAUAAUGCAAGAGUUGUGCACCCUUCCAAACUUGAAAGCGGUUGAUAUGGUCGCUGAAGGUGAUGAUGGAUAUGAAUCACUACGGAAGGCAGCUGGCAUCCCCAUUAGGGAUUUGAUCAUAUACAGAUUGGAAGAAACAAACAAGCUCUGCCUGGCAGUAGAUACUUUGACAGGUGAUAUUGCGGGAAGGACGUUAAAUGAAUUGCACGUUGUGUUGAACCUCACAAUGGAGCAAAUAAUAGUAGGAGACGAACUGGGAAAACCAUUUGAUGCUCUCAGUGUGCUCGUGUUCCAACAGUUGUUUAACCUUACAAAUAUAGUAAUGUGGGAGGGAACAUCGUCUUUGCAAGCUUUGUUCCCAAGGCUCACUCAUUUGUAUGUGGAUUUCUGCUUCAAACUACAACAUCUCUCUUGGGCGCCGUACUUGCCUUGCCUUGAAUAUCUUCGUGUGGGUGGUUGCAUGGAUAUGAAGCAGAUCUGUAUGGGCGCAGGACAAGAGAGUUCAAAGACAUUCCCUUGCCUCAAAUAUUUGAUUUUAUCUAAUAAUCACAAGUUGGCCAGCUUGUGCGGUUCUGACGUGACGUUCCCAUGCCUUGAGUCGUUGAAUAUUCAACUAUGCUUUCAGUUGAAGCGGCUUCCCUUCACAAUGCAAAGCUUACCACACAAGUUGACUAAACUAUGCAUCGAUUCUUGGUAUGAUUUGGAAUGGGAGGAUGAAGGUGUCAAGUCUUUCCUGGAACCUUUAUCUAAAAAAAAAAGUCUUCCCUGGAACGGGUUCGUCGAUGAAUGA